AUGAAGUUCCAGCCUCGACGAUACUAUUGUACAGACCCAAACACAUCUACUUGUCGUCGUGGGUUCAAGUCUAUCAAUGGGUACAGGCAACAUCAAAGCACAGUCCACAUUGAGCCUCCACGACCUCCGCGACCUCGUGAACAUCCUUACGACCCUUCUGUUCAUCGUCACCAUCACAAUCAUGCCAACUUGGAGUCCGAUGAAGAUGUCGAUAUGGACUCUGACUCGGACUAUAGAGGUGCCUAUUACUUUCAACACCCUGUAUUGGACAGUACCCCAUGUGACAUCGACAGUAAUGACCUUGCCCCAGAGCAGACUCCAUUGUCUCCAAACUCACCAGUGGAGAAUCCGUGGACCCCAUUUGCAGGACGUAGUCAUUUUGAACUUGCAGACCUAUUAUUCUGUCGCAAUCAGAUGCCUGCCCAGCAGGUUGAUGACCUUAUGCAGAUUCUCGCCGGAAUGAACAAGACCGGUGUACCACCCUUCGCAAACGGCAAAGACCUUCACACUACGAUAGAUUCAAUUUAUUCCAGGGAUGUACCAUGGCAAUCCUUCACUGUCCAUCAUGCUGAUGCCGAUGGAUUAUUGGCUCAGGACCCAGAUGUCCCUCCAUGGAAGUUGGCAGAGUAUAAUGUGUGGUUCUGGGAUCCUCGUGAACUCGUUCGUAAUCAACUAUCCAACCCAGACUUUGCCGACAGCAUAGAUUAUUCUCCUCGUCAAGUUUUCAGUGAUGAAGGUCAACGAGUAUGGAGUGACUUUAUGACGGGUAAUUGGGCUUGGAAGCAAUGUGAUACUCUUGCGGACGAUCCUGACUGCCAUGGAGCCAUUUUUGUUCCUAUUAUUCUCGGUAGUGACAAGACUACGGUUUCAGUUGCGACGGGCCAGAAUGAUUACUAUCCACUAUAUAUCUCAACUGGUAACGUCCACAAUAUCAGCUUGGUAGGCUUUCUCUCUAUCCCAACAACUGAGAGAGACCACGAGGACUCCCCAGAGUUUCGUGAAUUCCGUCGACAUUUGUUUCAUACCUCUUUGGCCGCUAUUCUGGAGGCUUUCCGUCCUGCAAUGGAGAAGCCUGAGGUGACAAUGUGUCCUGAUGGUCAUUACUGUCGAGUGGUCUAUGGUUUGGGUCCAUAUAUAGCUGACUAUCCUGAGCAAUGUUUGCUCGCAUGUAUUGCACAGAGAUGGUGUCCAAGAUGUACAAAUUACCGAAAUGAUCUUGACUCUGGUCAAGGUGGACGACGAUCUCAUGUUCAUACUCGAGUCCUCAUGGAUGCGUUUUCGAGAAAUGAACUAUGGAAGGGGUGGGGUAUUGUUGAUGGGAUAUUGCCAUUUACUGCAUAUUUUCCUCGAGCAGACAUCCAUGAGCUUAUUGCUCCUGAUAUCCUCCAUCAAAUCAUUAAGGGGACAUUCAAGGACCACAUCGUGAAAUGGGUAGGAGAUUACUUAGUUCAUGAACAUGGUGAGGUACAGGCUCAGGUAAUAUGGGCUGAUAUUGACCGACGAAUUGCUGCAGUCCCAUCAUUUCCAGGGUUGCGUCGAUUUCCUCAGGGACGAGGAUUCAAACAAUGGACAGGUAAUGAUUCGAAGGCAUUGAUGAAGGUCUUUCUACCUGCAAUUGCUGGUCAUGUUCCAGACCGCAUGCUAGGUGCCAUCAGUACCUUCCUUAAUUUCUGUUAUCUGGUUCGCCAAUCUACCCUCAAUGAGGCUGAUCUUCAAGCCAUUGAUGACUCAGUUCGCAAAUUUUAUGCUGAACGUGUUAUCUUCCAGGAGCUUGGUGUGACACCAGAUAUCAUUUCUCUGCCACGCCAGCACUCUCUACUGCAUUAUCGCUACUUGAUCCAGCUGUUUGGUGCUCCUAAUGCUGUCAAGGAACCUUGGCGUCGAUCCAGUGGUAAUCUUGCCCUCGCUCAGAUGCUCAUCACCAACCAGCGUCUUGACAAACUUGCUGCAUUUCAUAUUCGCAUGGCUGCACAUGGCUUUUUGGAUACACCUAUAUUGCAUCAAAAUGUUGUUGCUAUCCCUCUUAGCCCUGCAGAUCCAGAUCCAUUCUGUGACGACACCAAUGUUGAUGAUGCUAUUGCAGUAGAUGAUCUGAUACCAUUCAGUGAGGCUCAGGUAAUUAUUCAACUUGCAAAAACAAAAGCUCCAGGAUAUCCUCCACAUCUCCGACCAUUAGGACAGCAUAUUGGUUGUCCUGAUCUUCAAGAACUUGUACGACACUUUUUUGAUAUCUGUGGUGUUGGUGGAAUGCAUCGCCAAGUCAUCAGGUCACUACCAAGCUGGAGAGGUGGCCCUGCUCGCCAUAACUGUGUUUUUCUUGAACAUGAUUCUACUUUGCCAGGGUUUCGUGGACUUUAUGUUGCUCAAGUGAUUUUAUUGUUUUCUUUUACUUAUAGACAGGUGGAUUAUCCUUGUGCACUUAUACGAUGGUUUGAUACCAUUGGAGAUGAGCCAUGCCCAAAUACUGGUAUGUGGAUGGUGGAGCCUGAAUAUAAUGCAGAAGGUGAUUGCCUUGUUUCUGUAAUUCAUUUGGAUACUAUUCUUCGUCCUGCUCAUUUGAUUCCAAUUUAUGGGUCACAUUUUCUUGAUAGAGAUGUCCACCACACAGACUCUUUGGUAAUAUUUGCAGGUUAUUAUGUUAACAAAUAUUCUGACUACCAUGCAUAUGAAGUAGCCUUUUGA
Suillus plorans is the source of this 2682-nucleotide messenger RNA. RefSeq lists its product as uncharacterized. Bases 1 to 2682 code for a protein of 893 amino acids. The transcript is spliced from 11 exons. NCBI's taxonomy places the organism in Eukaryota, Fungi, Basidiomycota, Agaricomycetes, Boletales, Suillaceae. The record is from RefSeq and is a predicted model, not a curated record.